GCGUUGGCUGAGCUGCUGGGCGCGCCGGGGCCCGCGCCCGGCCUGGCCAAGGGGUCGCACCCGGUGCACUGCGUGCUCUUCCUGGCGCUGCUGGUGGUCACCAAUGUCCGGUCCCUGCAGGUGUCCCAGCUGCAGCAGGUCGGCCAGCUGGCGCUGCUCUUCAGCCUCACCUUCGCGCUGCUGUGCUGUCCCUUCGCGCUGGGUGGCCCCGCUAGGGGCCCGGCCGGGGCGGCUGCCGGGUCCGCGGUCGCUGAGCAGGGAGUUUGGCAGCUUCUGUUGGUCACCUUCGUGUCCUAUGCCUUGCUGCCCGUGCGCAGCCUGCUGGCCAUCGGCUUCGGGCUGCUGGUGGCCGCCUCGCACUUACUGGUUACGGCCACCUUGGUCCCCGCCAAGCGCCCACGUCUCUGGAGGACGCUCGGUGCCAACGCCCUGCUCUUCGUUGGUGUGAACAUGUAUGGCGUGUUUGUGCGCAUCUUGACUGAGCGCUCACAGAGGAAGGCCUUCCUGCAGGCCCGGGGCUGCAUCGAGGACCGACUGCGCUUGGAGGAUGAGAACGAGAAGCAGGAGCGGUUGCUUAUGAGCCUCCUGCCCCGGAAUGUUGCCAUGGAGAUGAAGGAGGACUUCCUGAAGCCCCCUGAGAGGAUUUUCCACAAGAUUUAUAUCCAGAGGCAUGACAACGUGAGUAUCCUUUUUGCUGACAUUGUGGGCUUCACUGGCUUGGCGUCCCAGUGCACAGCUCAGGAGCUGGUGAAACUUCUCAAUGAGCUCUUUGGCAAGUUUGAUGAGUUAGCCACGGAGAACCACUGCCGUCGGAUCAAGAUCCUGGGAGACUGCUACUACUGUGUGUCGGGCCUCACCCAGCCCAAGACUGACCAUGCCCACUGCUGCGUGGAGAUGGGGCUGGACAUGAUUGAUACCAUCACGUCUGUGGCCGAGGCCACCGAGGUGGACCUGAACAUGCGUGUGGGGCUGCACACCGGAAGGGUUCUUUGUGGCGUCCUGGGCCUGCGCAAGUGGCAGUAUGACGUGUGGUCCAAUGACGUGACCUUGGCCAAUGUCAUGGAGGCUGCUGGCCUGCCAGGGAAGGUUCACAUCACAAAGACAACCCUUGCGUGCUUGAAUGGGGACUAUGAGGUAGAGCCAGGUCACGGGCAUGAGAGGAACAGCUUCCUGAAAACUCACAACAUCGAGACCUUCUUCAUUGUGCCAUCCCAUCGGAGAAAGAUAUUCCCAGGCCUGAUUCUCUCAGAUAUAAAGCCGGCCAAGAGGAUGAAGUUCAAGACUGUCUGCUACCUGCUGGUGCAGCUCAUGCACUGUCGGAAGAUGUUCAAAGCUGAGAUCCCCUUCUCCAAUGUCAUGACUUGUGAGGACGAUGACAAGCGGAGGGCAUUGAGAACAGCCUCGGAAAAACUCAGAAACCGCUCCUCUUUCUCUACCAACGUGGUCUACACCACUCCGGGCACACGUGUCAACAGGUACAUCAGCCGCCUCCUGGAAGCCCGCCAGACAGAGCUAGAGAUGGCAGAUCUGAAUUUCUUCACCCUAAAGUACAAGCACGUAGAACGGGAGCAAAAGUACCACCAGCUUCAGGAUGAGUAUUUCACCAGCGCUGUUGUCCUCGCCCUCAUCAUGGCUGCCUUAUUUGGCCUUGUCUACCUUCUGGUAAUCCCACAGAGUGUGGCUGUCCUGCUCCUGCUGGUGUUUUCAAUCUGCUUCCUGGUAGCCUGUGUCCUAUACCUACAUAUCACCCGGGUCCAGUGUUUUCCAGGGUGCCUGACGAUUCAGAUCCGCACUGUCCUAUGUAUGUUUAUAGUGGUCUUAAUCUACUCGGUAGCCCAAGGAUGUGUGGUGGGCUGCCUGCCCUGGGCCUGGAGCUCCCAGUCCAACAGCUCCCUGGUGGUCCUGGCAGCUGGUGGCCGGCGCACCGUGCUGCCUGCCCUGCCCUGUGAAUCUGCACACCACGCCCUGCUCUGCUGCCUGGUGGGGACCCUCCCGCUCGCCAUAUUCCUGAGGGUGUCCUCCUUGCCAAAGAUGAUCCUGCUGUCCGGGCUCACCACAUCCUACAUCCUCGUUCUGGAGCUCAGUGGGUACACCAAGGCCGGGGGUGGUGCCCUCUCUGGACGCAGCUACGAGCCAAUUGUGGCCAUCCUGCUGUUCUCAUGCACGCUGGCCCUGCACGCCAGGCAGCUGGACGUCAGGCUGCGUCUGGACUACCUCUGGGCUGCACAGGCAGAAGAGGAGCGAGAUGACAUGGAGAGGGUGAAGCUGGACAACAAGAGGAUCCUCUUCAACCUACUUCCAGCCCACGUGGCACAGCACUUCCUCAUGUCCAAUCCCCGGAACAUGGACCUCUACUACCAGUCCUACUCCCAGGUGGGCGUCAUGUUUGCCUCCAUCCCCAACUUCAAUGACUUCUACAUUGAGCUGGAUGGCAACAACAUGGGGGUAGAGUGCCUGCGGCUCCUGAAUGAGAUCAUUGCUGACUUCGAUGAGCUCAUGGACAAAGAUUUCUACAAGGACCUGGAGAAGAUCAAGACCAUCGGGAGCACCUACAUGGCAGCAGUGGGGCUGGCGCCCACAGCAGGGACCAGGGCUAAGAAGUCCAUCUCUGCUCACCUCAGCACCUUGGCUGACUUUGCCAUCGAUAUGUUUGAUGUCCUGGAUGAAAUUAACUACCAGUCCUACAAUGAAUUUGUCCUCCGAGUUGGCAUCAACGUUGGCCCUGUGGUGGCCGGAGUGAUCGGUGCUCGGAGACCCCAGUAUGACAUCUGGGGAAACACAGUUAAUGUGGCCAGUCGGAUGGACAGCACCGGGGUCCAGGGCAGAAUUCAGGUGACUGAGGAGGUCCACCGGCUGCUGAGGAAGUUCCUACCACUUCGUGUGCCGAGGCAAAGUCAGUGUCAAGGGCAAGGGGGAGAUGCUGACGUACUUUCUAGAAGGCAGGACUGAUGGAAGUGGCUCCCAUACCAGGUCCCUGCACUUGGAUCGGAAGAUGUGUCCUUAUGGGAGAGCCGGAGGCCAGGCCAGACGGCCCCCACUGUGUCCUGCAGCCAGACCCCC
Messenger RNA from Castor canadensis (American beaver), 3060 nucleotides. RefSeq names its product adenylate cyclase 1 (gene Adcy1). Gene Ontology annotation, biological process: intracellular signal transduction; cAMP biosynthetic process; adenylate cyclase-activating G protein-coupled receptor signaling pathway. The record is from RefSeq and is a predicted model, not a curated record. Gene Ontology annotation, cellular component: plasma membrane. Gene Ontology annotation, molecular function: adenylate cyclase activity. NCBI's taxonomy places the organism in Eukaryota, Metazoa, Chordata, Mammalia, Rodentia, Castoridae.